ACACACACACACACACACACAGAGUGUAGGAUUUUAACACCUCCUACUUGUGUGUUCAGUCUGUUACCAGGUUACAGACUGAGACGGUCCUCGCUCGGCUCGUAUGAUGCUGCUGCAGACUCUCGGUGUUUCAGAGCAUGCUUCAGUGUGUCUCCCUACAUGUUUCAGAGCUGCACUGCUUCAUCCCGUUUCCAGACGGACGUCAACUCGCGGAGAACAUACCGGAGGAGCGGAGGAUGAGAGUCAAACUCGUCCUGACGGAAAAUAAAUCUGACCAUCUCGCGUUGUUUCGUCGUUGAUCCAGCGGGACACACGGAACACGGCGGUCCGAGGACUCUGUCUCUGGAGUAAGUUCAAAACAUUUGUGUUGUUUGUCACCCGAGGUUUACAGUUUAUCAUUGUCCCUGUUCACCUCAGGACUGUCCUAACUGUGUGCUAGUGUCUGCAGUUGUGAAGCCUCAGAGUCUCAGCUCACCUGGAAUUGUGAGACGAUCGAUUCAAACAACAUCAGACCAACAAACACCUGAUCAAUGCUCUCUAAACCACUGCAGAGAGGAUCAGGGGAGAGUCCCCUUAAAAUAAAGAUAUAAAAUCACAGCUAGUGCUUUUUAAUUUACUUUUUUCUAUGAGAAACUGAACCUACUAGUGGAAAAGGCAUUUAUUUUUCUAUCUUGAAUUGUCAUUUUCGGAUGAACUGAUGAACAGCUGAUGUGUGUGACUCUAAACAACCCUGUCAACAUGUCAGGCAUAAACUUAUCUGCGUCACUUUGGGGCUGUUAUGUGUGACUCUGUUUUCCCUUGUAGUCCCUCUAAAUCUUUUUGUUUUCGUUUGUUUGUUCAGUCGUUUCAUCGUUUUUUCCCUUUCUUUAUUUUUUAUUGACUGUUUUUCUCAUUUUUCAAGAUUCUCCACUUUUUUCCUCAUGCUCAUGUCAUAGUCUUGUCUUUGCACUUCUCUGUCUCUGUCUUCAUUUUUGUCCAAAUUUUCCUCAAAAAUGUUUUUUACAUUUGCUCCCUCGUAUUCUUUCUCUCCUUUUCUCAAUCUUCAUUCCAUUUCCCUUCUUUACCUCCUCUUUAACUUUCCACUCUUUAUUUCCAUUUUCUUUUUUCUUCUUAACACUUGAUUUUAUUUCCCUUCUUCCAUUUUACUUUUUUCGUCUUUGUUCUUAAUAUGUUCCUUCUUCUCCUCCUGACUCCUUUUUCUCUUUUCUCUUUUUCUCCUCCCUUUUUCAUUUUCUUUAUCUCUUUUUUCUCUUUCCCUCCACCUGUUUUCCAUCUUCCUUACCUUCUUCCUUUACUUCAUCUGCAAUUUUUCCAUCUUUUUCUUAUUCUUUCUUUCAAUACUUGUGCUUUUCCUUUCUAUUCUUUUCCUUCUUUUCAUCUUUCAUCCAAUUAUUUAUUAAAAUUAAUAUUCAGUGUCACCUUUUUUGUUGGUAGUUUUACCAGUGAAGUUAUUUUUAACCACAAAAUUCAAAUACUGACAAUAAAUAUAACAUUUCACGUAGUAGCAGGAAUUCAUUUUUUUGUUCUCCAUGAAUAAAAGAGAUUAGGAAUAAUAAUCAGACAAACUCAGUAUACUUAUUUCACUGCAUUAUUUACAUAACAAGCUUUGUAAUAAUUAAUCCAUCCAUUUAGUUCUGACAGGCACUGUCAGUUCCUGUCACAUGAUCAGCUGUCAGAUCAGCUCGUGAGGAAAAAAACACUUUUCUGUAAAAUGUUCCCACUGAGUGUGAGGCAGCGUGAGUUUGAUUCCCAGUGGCCAAGAUCUGUUCAAACCACAUCACUGCUGAACCCUUCAUGUGUGAAAUGAUGAAACUUCAUGCUGCAUUUGACACAGUUUUUUGAUCUCUGAUUGAGAUAAAGAAAACAAUAUGAAAGCAGAGCAUUCAGAUGUAUUUUAACGUGCAGUCCAGGAGCAGGAAAUCGUCUGCCUGUGUGCCGAAAGUAAUUAGACAGUCAUCUGUCCCUCUACAAAGUGAAACUGACACACAGAGGACACGAAGACACGAACACCCACACAUACUGCAAGAAUGUGUAAGGUGGCAUGCACUCUCAUUAAAUGUAAUUGGUCAGCCCAGGUGCCACCCCGAAAUCCUACAUUUGGCUGUGAGUUUUGCCGGAUGCAGGAUUCAACUAAUUCGAUUCUGUUGCAGCCGAACCAAAAUCACCCAAAUGCUGCUGGUACUUGCAAAUGUAUUGUACAUGAGCUUCUGCAGUUUUAAGUUCCAUAAAAAGGUCCUUUUUUUUUCCUUCAAAUUGGCGGUUUGGUUUGCUUUUGUAGCUCAUGUAUAGACACUGACAGUGAUGUAAGUCUGAUCUAACCUGUCAAAAACUCCUUACUGGUGCUUUGAAUUGUAACAAACCUUUUUUGUCUUUUGUCAUUCAUAUACAUAUAUGUUAAUUUUGCUUGGUUUUGUAACCAGUGGACAACUCCUCACAAAAGCUUAAAUACUGAUUCCAACAAGGAACUUUGUUGGCACAAGUAUUAAUUUGUGUGUGUGCCAAACUGUGACAUGUAGUCUCCGGAAGGUCCAUGUAGAUUCUCAUUCAUCCAGGUCAUGGUUUUCUUGAAGUCUCCAAAAUCUACUGUGUAGAGUUGAGAAGACGUUUCGCCUCUGAUCCAAGAAGCUUCUUCAGUUCUAAAUAUUGCUGGUGUGAGGAGCAGAUAUUUAUCUUACUGGGGAAGGGGACAGACAACGACUGGGAGGAGUUGGAAAGAAUAAGUCGUAGAAACCUAUCUCCGGGUCGUUAACCUGAAAGAGUUGUUAACGACCCCUGUCAUGUGACCAAUAUUUACUUUUUGAUUCCCACCAUCCUCUGCAGCACAAACUGGGUGUUAUCAGAACACUCAACCACCGGGCUGAGAACAUUCCCAUGAAGAAAGAAGGUAAGGAAAAGGAACAGAAGCACAUCAAAAAUGCCCUGACAACCUGUGGAUACCCUAAGUGGGCCUUAGUGAAGAACAGAAGGCGAAAUAACAGUGAACACAAAAGGGAGGAGAGACGCAAGAGCACUCUAAUCCCUUAUGUUGCAUUUCUGUCGGAAAAACUCAAAAGGAUCUGUGGCAAACACCAUAUUCCUGUUCAUUUCAAGCCUGGUAACACACAAAGGCAGAAGCUAGUCCAUCCCAAGGACAAAACACAGAGACACAAACAGAGUAAUGUGGUGUUUGCUGUCCAGUGCAGCGAGGAAUGCUCGGACCUGUACAAUGGGGAAACUAAACAACCGCUUCACAAUGUAGAGGUGUUGGCCAGAGAAGACAGAUGGUUUGAAAGAGGAGUUAAAGGAGCCAUCUUUACCAGGCUGGAGAAACCUUCUCUGAACAGAGGGGGUAUUCUUUCCAACUCCUCCCAGUCGUUGUCUGUCCCCUUCUCCAGUAAGAUAAAUAUCUGCUCCUCACACUAGCAAUCUUUGGAACUGAAGAAGCUUCUUGGACAAGAGGCAAAACGUCUUCUCAACUCUACACAGUCAAGUCCAGUUGCCUGAUUUUGGAGUCUUCAAGAUAGUCUCCAGAAAUAAAGUAGAUGCAGAAGUGUUAAAAAUUGCAGUUCUCAGAGUGUUCACUUGAGACUGUCUGCGGAAGCUCCAUAAGGCACAAACACACUUAUCGAAAAAAGGUAAUUUUAGAGCAAAAAUAAUCAAGUUUAAAGCCUGGUCCAAAAGACGGUAAUGGUCUGAAUAGCUCAGGCCUCAAAUUGCACACAUCGUACAGGAACUCCGUUUUUGCGUAACAUGUUCAUUUCAAACACAAAACAGUUUUUCAGGGUGGGAAAUUUAAUCCAAAGAUUUGAAAUAUUUCUUAGGAGAACAAUCUGAUAAAGAAAUGUAUUAUUAAUUUAAGGUGCACUUCAAAAAGUCAUAGAGCUGAAGAUGAGACAUGUUUUCUGUUUUGGGGCAUUAAUGCAGCAUGACAGGAUGUUUAUAUCGUGACAGGUGUGUUGGUGUCACCCAUAUGAUAGACAGUAGUGUGGCUGCUUUAAAACCCUGACUUGAGUCAAAAAUAAACUUUUGUUUUUGUCAACUGUGAGCAGCUGCUAUAGGUCAGACUUUUCAUGUUAGAGUAACAAGUAUCUUAUUAUUACAUGUAAAAUGAACAUUUGAUGUAUUUGUCCUCUCCUCCUAAAGAUGAAGUAAAACCAGCUAUUGGUUUUGUGGUCUUUGUCCACAUGAUGUUUUCCUCGCUCAGCCCUUUAGGUAGUCAACAGCAGGUGAUCCAUAAGACAUGAAAAGGUCAAAGAGAUUAGUCUGGGGUCAGGUUUAUCUCCCCUGGGCUCUGAGUGAGUGAGUUUAUUAAAUCUGACUCACUGAGCCCACAGGAGGAACCCACGUCUGUUCUCAAACCUCUGAGUGGAUGGAUUAAUUUUGAUUUUAACAUCCACCUGAAGACAAUAUCAACAUCAGCCAGCCGUCAUGUGGCGGUCUUAUCUGAAGUUUAAAGCAGCACUUUUAUCUCUGACUUUCAGUUUGUCAGGGAAUAGAUUUUAAAAUGUUGGUUUUAAAGACGGUUUAAGGGUUUAAAUCUAUGAUCAUCUGGUCUGAGUGCAGAUCCGUCUCCAUGAUAACCUUGUUAAAGCUCUAUCUGCAGAAAUAUCUUGAGGAAUCCCAACUCUCUUACACCUCUAUUUGCAUGUUUGACUUUGAGAUGGAUGCUCGCUCAGCUGGUUGAGCUGCAGACACUGUACUCAUCUUCUGAUUGAUAGUAGCAUGAAUCUCUGAAUAAUGACAACGGAUUUAUUCCUUUUUUAAUUACAGUAUAAGAGAGGAGCUUUUACUCAAGCUUUAAUUAGAAUAAUUGGAAAACUUGAAAUGGCUUAAUAUUGUAACUUGAAUCAACUUGGAAUUAACUUUAUAUAAAUCACAAUUAUAAGUGAAAGUUCCCAUGGGGGACUUUCAGUUUGUAUCAAGUUUGGUGCCCCCUGUAGACAAAACAGUUUUUGUUUAUCUUGUCCUCUACAUGUUUAAGUAGAGUCAUCUAACAAAAAACUUCAUCCUGCCGACUUUUGACAGCCAAACGAAAAAUUCAACGAAUCUUUGAUAUGGAAAAUGUAAGAAUAGGGCUGUUACACUGCACUGCUGACUCUUGUCCCCCUCACACCGGUUCCAGACAUUCAAAAUUAGAGUAUCACUGAUGGUCUUUUUGAUUUUUGUAUAUCAUAAAAAGACAUCAUUGCAGAUUUCAAUACAUUUCAUAUACAUUCAAAAAUUCCUCAUUGGGGCUUUAAUUCAACUCAAGUUUUUAUAAUCCAUUACUAUUUCUUUUCUAUAUAAUGCAACUGGUGUCCUUGAUUUUUUUAAAGGUACCAUGAGAAGUUUUUAACUGGCUGAAAAACAGCCUGAUACAGAUGUCUGUUUAUGACCUUCAAAGUAAAAGAAACUAUCAGCUAGAAUGCUUCAAACUGCUGUAAGAAAGUCGGUGUCACAGGGGGCACCAGUAUCAACACAAACCAAAAGUUCCUUAAGUCCAGGUAAACUCAAUUUAUCCUGGUAUAGUGUACAUCCAAUCCUGUAAAAACAGAUUUUAUGUUUUUAUUUAGCUUUUUGUAGACAGAGAAAAGAGGAUAUUAACCAUCAUCUUUGCCUAACAAUGGAAAAAAAUUGCCAGAAAGCGCGAGGAUCCUCAUCUGGCUGUUAAAGAUGCAAAUAUCAAAGACGGAUCCCAGAGCCUGAGGCGCAUUAAUCUAAGGGAAAGCUUAAGAGCUGUCUGACUCACCUAACUGCUUGUGGAGGAUCAUUUUCGUACCUGAUGAAACAGAGCUGCAAUGAGCGCACCGCGUCUCGAAAAAGGCCAAUCAUCAUUUGUUCUCUGAUUUCUUCAGAGCAAGUGCUGACUGCUGCAAGGGAGCACUUAAAGAGGAUGAUAUGAAGCAGUUUGCAUGCCCUCCUUUUCCUCUAACAUGUCAGGAGAGACAGCGGGGAAAGGUUCCUUCAAGGGCUGCAGAAAGACUCAGAUUCAGACUCGGCCGAGCUGCUGCUAAAGUUAUCGUAUUACAUCUCCGGGGGCCUGCAGAAUAUUUCUCUCCCUCUGAAUCAUUCGCCGAGUAGAGUAGAGGAUGAGCGAGAAAUCUGUUCUUGUUCUCCUGCAGUUUAUUUGGUUCCGUUUGAUUUACGACACUGAUCUCUCCUCCACCGGUUUCCAUGGAGAUCCAAAUUGCCAAAUGUGAUGUGAAGCGUCUGUAAUCAGGAGGAAUUCUAGAUAUUGGAAAAUGAUAAAUGUGGCAGACAGGGUGCUGAAUCAUAGAAAACAGCCCGGUCUCAUAAAAAAAAUUAGGUGAUUUUCCCUUGUUUGGCUGCUUCGGGUUGUUUUUCUCUGUUGUCUAUCUUUGAAUAAACCUCCAGUAAAGCGAAAACAUCACGUUUCUUCAUGCAGACUGUGGGAACAAUCAGCCUUCAGUGUUUGUUUGAUGAAGUCUAUUAGUGAGCUCCAGACGCAUCUGUGUUUUCCGCUCUGCUGAGUCUCCGAAGGCAUCAUCAGACACUUUUUAAAGAUCCUGUUUAGUUGAAAUUGUUAUUCUGGUGUGAUUGUCCUCUGAGACACUGUUUUAGGGUUAUUGAGUUUUCUCAAUAACUGACCAGUGACACAAAAUAACCUACAGUUUAUGAUGUGUUGUCACUGUAUAAUUAAGAUAAAUUAGCCAAAAUGAUGGGUUAAUUUAAAGAGAUUUUUAGUUGCUGGAUAGUGAUAGAAUCAGUGGUGGAAAGAUCCAGGCUAGCUAAGCUAACCACCUGCUGAUAUUCUCCAUACAGAUAUCAGAAUAAAGGUCCUUACACACCAGGGCAGACGCAAAUAUAGAUCGCGAAAUUACGAAAAAUUCUGAGAUGAAUUUUGACGUGCCUGACUAUACAUGACAAGCACAAUGCGAUUUUGCGACUUUCCGGGGGUAAUAAAGACGUGUCCCGGGUGGAAGCAAGACCGACAAAUCAGCAGACUGACUGUUUUUCAGUUCUGAUUAGACACUAGUGUUGAGAUGGCUGUCUGUCAUGAUAGCAUGUACUGAGUCUGGGCCAGUAGCAGAUAAGCACAUUAAACUAUAAUCCAUAAAUGUAAGGUAACAACAGAGACCUAAUGGUGCUGUGACAGCAACCUGAUUGAGUUUGAGACGGUGAAAAUACAUAUGGUAUGUUGUAUCUAAACAGGUUAGCUUACGAGCUAAAGUUACUUAGCACAGAUGAAAGUUAAAACAAAGACGUUUAGCAAACUGUUAAAGCACACAAACGAUCGUCAUAUGAGAAAUCUGACGUUAUGACUCUCCACAAGUUGUCCUUCAGGUGGUUAUCUUUGUAAUGUUUGUGUCUUUUAUCAAAAAGCACUCUGUUCUCCGACACGUAAACAAUCAGCCAGUCGGCCAUGUUGGAUAAACCCGUGAUUCAGACAUCGCAACAACACGAAAUCUGAUUGGUUGAGAAGUGGACACACAGUAUGCAAAACUUCAGAAAAAUCAACCAUGAUCCGAAAAAAUAAAUGCCGCAAUAUCGCAGGACAGGAAAACGUCGCUGAUGUAAACGCUUGUAUUGACAGGAUACGGGUUCAAAAAGAAAUAUUGACGUCUGAAAUUAUAAUCGCACAAAAAAACGGUCAUCAUUUGGUCCCGGUGUGUAAGGACCUUCAGCGUUAGUUGAAGGAACAAAAAAUAGUCUUUAUUUGCAAAACUCUGCCUUUUUACACAAUGUGUGGUUUACAUCUUUAUUGUAGCAACAUAGAGGCACUACUCUGAGCUUUAAUGCUAACAUCCUUAUGCUUGGCAUCCUUAAAUUUGCCAACUGUGACAUAUUAAGUUUCGCUUUAAUCACUUAUAUUGUUUGUUUUUCGUUGUAUUUUAUGAUCUUCCUCCCAGGGACCACAGAUGUGAGUAUAUUUAGCUUAUAUGGUCCCUGACAAAUUAUCUAGCUAGACUGAACUAAAGUUAAUUAAAUUCAACUCAACUAAUUAGUCAAGUAAUCUUCAUUUACACCAUCUUUAUUUCAGCCCCAAAAACUGGAUAAUUUUUUUCCAAAUCUGUGAGUCAGCAGCCUAAUUCACUGGCUAGAAUCUCUGUUGGAAUUUGGGACAAAAAAUAAUCUCAGUCGACUUUCAGUCAAUAUUCAUAAAAUAUGUCCAUCCAAAUGUCUCAAAACUGGUUGUGAGGUGACCUGGAUGUGGCAUUGGUUAGUGUUGGUGUUGGACUCCCUGAAUCUCUGCUAAAUCUAAAGAUAAUGGAGCUCAUGAGUUUAACUUCAGCACAGGAUGUUUUCAUGGUCUGCAGAAACCUCCAAGAGUCUCACGUCAUGUUUGCCGGAGUGCUGCUGGGCUGUUCAUGAAAGGUCACCAUCGAUCAUGUGUGAGGAAGCAAACUGUUUAAUUUUUAAUGCUACUUAUAUUAAAUCUACAUGCAAGUAUCCAGUGACGCGAAGACGUAAUUGUUUCCUGUCAGAGUAUUGUAGACACCUCUUCUCAUCUCUCUAACUCAUCCUCUCUUUAACUCAGGUUUUGUGUAAGAGUUAUUGUCUUACAACUAUUUGCACACCCCAGAACUUUUCAGAAAGGGAUAUUGCACUCUCUUGUGGGUCAGGUAGUGAGAAAUGGUCCUCUGGGUCACUAUACAGACACUUAUUUUGAACUGAAGUGGCCAAACUUACAUUUUACACAGAAAGCAUGUGGAGAACUUCUCAAAUAAAUGGAAGGAGUUUAAGAUUUUUGAUGUGUACAGUGUUAAUUUCACUUCACUAUGUUGUCAAUGUUCAGUAUGUCCCAUUGUUGUGCAUUACUCUAAGUAGAUUUUGCCUUAUACUCUGAAGCUCAGAUGGUAUUGUUUGCUAGAGUACAUGGUACAAUCUUUGACACGUGUCAUUUCUAUUUCUACUCCCUCAUCUUUAACUACUCAGAAAAAUAACAAUUUUUCAUCAAUCAAUAUGACACUGGAGGUUUUUCAGCGCUGUGUUGUGCACAAAUGCACUAUUUUCCAAACAGAAAGAGAUAUUCUUUGACAUUAGCAGCACUUAAGAAAGCUCACUGUAAUAGUAAGACUCUCAAACUAUGCUCCUGUCCUUGGCUAGCAAAGAUGUGUUUGUGCUUCAUCCCUUUUCAGCCUCCUCAGAGAUGAGAAAACGUAGAAAAUGUCAAAUAUUCAGUCAGAUAACUGAUUGAUUUUUCUCUCUAACAGAACAGAUGGGUGGGAGCUGAGGCAGGAGGAGGACAAAGCCACAGGAGGAGCUCAUGGCGGGGGUCUCCUCGCCUCCAGGGCUUGAGAUGGCAGAGGAGACGUGGGAGAACGGCAGCCUAGCAGGCCUCUCGCCCACGCCAACGCUGCUCCUGCUCAUGUUCAACGACAGCUAUCUAAAUGAGACGCUGUUCAACUUCACCAACGCCACCGACCCUGAUGUCUCCUCCGGCCCCAGCGUGGCGGGAGUCCUCAUCCCACUCAUCUACAUCAUUGUUUGCAUCAUCGGCCUGGGGGGAAACACGUUGGUGAUUCACAUUGUGCUGCACUACUCCAAGAUUGAGUCUGUGACUAACAUCUACAUCCUGAACCUCGCCAUCGCUGAUGAACUCUUUAUGCUUGGCCUGCCCUUCCUGGCCGUACAGAAUACCCUGCAAUCAUGGCCGUUUGGUUCUUUCAUGUGCCGCUUGGUCAUGACCGUUGACUCCAUCAACCAGUUCACCAGCAUCUUCUGCCUCACCGUCAUGAGCAUCGACCGCUACCUUGCCGUCGUCCACCCCAUUAGAUCCUCCAAGUGGCGCCGCCCUCAGGUGGCCAAAGUGGUGAAUGGCACAGUGUGGGCUCUGUCGUUCCUCGUUGUUCUGCCUGUCGUCAUCUUCGCCAACAUUCAAAGGGCCGGAGGGACCUGCAACAUCGCCUGGCCUCAGCCCGCCAACAUCUGGAGGGCGGCCUUCAUUAUCUACACCUCUACAGUUGGAUUCUUCUGCCCCCUCCUCAUCAUCUGCCUCUGCUACCUGCUCAUUGUCUUCAAGAUCCGCAGCUCAGGGAAGAAAGUUCACGCCACUUCUACCAAACGCAGGAAAUCAGAAAGAAAAGUCACCCGCAUGGUUGUGAUCGUGGUCGCUGUGUUUGUCUUCUGCUGGUUGCCUUUCUACGCGCUCAACAUCCUCAACCUGUUGGUGUCGCUGCCCUCAGAGUACCAGGGGCUGUAUUACUUUGUCGUAGUGCUCGGUUACGCAAACAGCUGUGCUAACCCCAUCGUCUACGGCUUCUUGUCAGACAACUUCAAGAGAGGUUUCCGGAAAGCUCUCUGCCGCUCUACAAGGAAAGUCGAGAACCACGAGCCCAUGGAGCGGCAGCAGCAGCAGGAGGAGGGGCGGACGGCACUUAUGCCAAGAGAAAGCCUAAGACGAGCCAUCAGGGAUGACGACGACGAUGACGAGGAGGAUGUCUCCGAAAUGACUGAGAUCUACCGGAUCGCCCAGAAUGGUAACAGCAGCUUUCAGCCUCAGAGUUCCUUGCCGCCAUUUUCUGAACAAGGAGCAACGCCAGGAGUGACUGAGCCGUCGACCCCAGACGACAGGGACACAACCGCCGACAUGAAGGCAGAUAUCGUGAAUGGGUCCUCGCUGACUGUCCCACUGCUGCAAAAUGGGACGAAGAAUGGGAGUAUAAAAACUUUACCAGAGGAGAAUCAGGAACAGAGCACCUCACUGGAGAUCAGUUAUUUAUAGUUUAAUAAACAAGUGGGGGUGGACUGCGUAUGACACACAGCAGCCAUUACAAAACAAUAAUCAUAAUGAAGCUACAGACCUUAAAAAUACACAAAGAACACUGAAACAGGCCUUAGGAUCAUUUUUUGAUCAGUGGACCCACAUUUUGGGAGAUGCCUAUGUUUUUCCCUUAAACAAGAAUGUAUAAAUGUUGAUAUUUUAUGCAUGGCUGAAUGUACAAAGUUGUGCCUUUAUUGAGUUAUACAAUGUUUACUUUGCUGAUCCUUGUUCUUGUAGCCUUUUCUAUUUUAUAAUGUGAAAAUAAUUUAUACAAACAUAUCUUAAACACAGAAGUCAUAGCUUUUACUAUUUGUUUACCUUUAACAACUUUAAAGGUACAGUGUGUAGUACAAAGCAACAUCUGGUAGAACAGACCUGUUAUAAAUAGAAUAUCAUGUUUGCAAGUAUGUUUAAAUUAGUGUGUAAUCACCAUAGACUGUAUAUACUAUGGACAACCUGGUUCCGCCUCCCGCCUGUAUACGGAUUUGAAGCCAAAAAGCUCUCAGUAUUUCCGGGAUUUUUCUUCAUUUCCUGAAACCAGCGCUGCGCAGUAGCGUUGUGCGCAUUCAGCCGCGCAGUCGCUGAGAGUCACUGUGAUGAUGCUCGGCUCAAACAGCGUAUCCCCCGGGAGAGCUACUCAAUCCCUGAACUCCCAUAGGCUGUAUCAGGUGUCAAUCAUAGCAAACAUGAACCCCCUAAUAACUUUUAAAAACAGAGCUUCACAGAAAAAAGAGGACUUGAGCACAAACCAGUCUUACAAUAACUACAUGUCAGCAUCGCAAGCAGGGGGGAGAAAAAUUAAUGUUCUGUGUAAUAAUCUACAUCAGAGUGGGUCCCCCUACCAUAGUGGCCAACAUCUUAUACCCCCGCGUUUGUACCGUUUAACAAAAACUGUAUUUGCGUUUGGCAAGUGGCUGCUUGAAAUGCACCUUUUGGUCGACAAAGAAGAAGGAAUUUGUACUGACAGGAAUUUUUGAUGGCCAAACUUGAAAAUGAAGGAUCAGCUAACACAGCUCCCACCUGUCACUCAAACAGGCCAUGUCCCUUAAAGCUUUAACACUGUAUAAUGUAAACGUUGUUUUUCCCUCACAAAUGAGAAGCACAGACUUGGAAGAGACCCAAACUUUUUCUUCCCUUUGUACCAGUCUUUAAACGUGUUGAUUGAUAAUACAUCGAUUGAGGUUCUACUGAGAUUGACUCACUUUUGGAGAUGGACUCUAAUGGACACCCCAAGAAUUGCAAUUUUGGGACUUGAGUUUGAGAGUAUUUUUUCAGCUUUGGAGGCUUCUCUUUCUUUUCAAUACAAAUAGUAAUGGUAAUAAGUUAUAAAGUAGGUCCUUGGUUAGCAUUAAAACUUAUCCAGCAAACUUGAAUCUUGUCAACACCAUUUAUUCUUUUAAACACUUGAAUUAGCAAGACUUAAGUACUGAAUUGGUUAUAGUUUAUCACUUUAACCUUGUAUGUAAAUUUGCGACUUUUUACUCAUCAGUUUGCAUAUUAAACCUGUUCAUUUAAAUUGUAUUUCUCACAAUCUUUCAACUUUCUUCUCCGCCCUUUUAUUCUAACAGGGUCUGAACUUUGUUCUCAUAAAAUAAGAAAUUCUUGAAAUAUCAACAUUUUUUUAUCUGUCAUGUGACCAUCCUUUGUAAAUGGGACACUAAAAACAUGAACAUGUAGUUGCUGUUUUUUUUUAAUCUCAAGUCUUAUGUUUUUAUUUAGAUUUAUAGUAUAUUUCUUUUUAACUUGUUGCUUGUGGUCAAUUACUUACAUGCAGAAAUCUGGAUGGAUUAUAUUGCUUAUUUAAAAUAUGUCAUAUCUGUAUCCAUGAAUACUGUGAAGGUUGUACUUUUUUGACUUAAGAGCAGUAAAAUGCCUUGUUUUUUGUCUCUAUGAGCAUCCAGCUGUGAGUGAUCACCUUUCCCUAUUAUUGUGUUUCUUGUACAUAUGAUGAUGUUUGACAUUAAACAGUCCUGCUUGGCUAGCUGCUCUCAGAUGAGGAGGGAGUGAAAGUUAUUGAAUUUUAUUAAAGUAACUUAAAGCUCCUGUGAGGAGUUUUUGUAUGGUUAUGAAAAUAGAUCUCAUAUUAUUACUAUUUCUGAUGGAGAUGUUUUAUGUAGAUACAAAUUAAUUUGCACAACAACCAAUCUCAUCAUUCUCUCCAUUCUUCUACAAGUGCAUCUUAGGCAGUGACCUGUGGUUUAAAAUUGAGUUUGGUUUCACUAGUUUGUCUGUUUGGCGUUACUGUCAAAAACAUCAGCCUCCACAGUGAGAACCCUCUGCUUCUAUAAAUUAAAACACUUUUUCUAAGUCAUCAGAAAUGAAACUAUUAUGAUAUUAUAUUCAAUAUAAACUGAUUAAAACAUACUUCUACAUGAUUUGUUCUUUUUCUUUGAGAAAGGUACUGAUGAAUUCUACAAAAUGUACCUGUAAGGUUUGAUUCUUUUCUAAAUCCUGAAUAAUUUUGACAUUUUCCACAAAUGAAAAUGAAUAAUUUGCCUUUUUGUCGUUGUCAGAGACAACUUUAAACAAAGCAUAGCUGUUAUCAGGGAUGUCACUAAUCAUCUCAAAAGAAAACUGUGUGUAAAUUAGGCGAGUGUGUGUUCACAGUAAUACAAACAAAACCAGUUUCAUCUACAAUCAGAACCUUGAAAACAUGUUUACAUUUAAAAAAGGAUUCUUUAAGUGAGGCAACAAUCUUCCAACAUUCAUCGAAAACUGACCAGAGUGCUGUUCAUUCAUGAAAGCAAACAUGCACACAAACACACGCAUGCACGCACACACACACAAACAGGUUAUAUUUAUCAGUCUGUAUAUACAGCUGAAUGAUGCCUUUGCUCAUUCUCUGUGUUAGCUCUGCUCUUUCCCAGUCUUCAGCCCACACACACACACACAUAAGCACACACACAUUCUGCAGGACUCCUCUGGGUGGCAAAAACCAUCAUUAAAGUCACAUUAUGGAAGGAUUUGCUUGGUUCAUACUCCCUUUGUGCGGCCCCAAGGCUGCAGUCUGAUGAGAACCAGUCAGUGUGUGCGUGUGUGAGUGUGUGUGUAUGCAUGUGUAUUGUCUAUAAAUAAUGUCGGUGCAUGUGUGCCAUGUGCUGCCGACUCCCUGCAGUGAUAACCCACCUGAGCACAGAGGUGAGAGUCAGCUGAUGAGUCAGAAUCUCCACCCACAGGCUGCAUUUAACUCUAACAGGCUGUUUUCUCUUCGUGUGGCUGAAAAACAAAACGCACACACACACACACACACACACACACACACACACACACACACACACACACACACACACACACACAGGCUGGAAAUGCCAAAAACAACAGGACAGACACAACAAGGUCCAACAUUAUUUGAUGAUAAAUAUUCAGUUAUUUUGGUCCUAUUUCAGUUACAUUAAUCAGACCAGCUGCACAUUUAGCACACACACUCAUGCAGGAGGUGUAAUAUCAUCCCUGUAGUGUUGCUGUGUUUUUUAGAAAUGUCCCUGACUUCAGCUGAAUUGUUGAUUUGAGACCAGACACAAUUUCCCCAUGGACCCUAAACUCUCAUGAAAGCAGAUUACACUGCCAAACGUGUAAAUAUAUAUAUAUAUUCUUGUCUCUCUGAACCUAAAUCAUUUGUGAUUCAUUCCAACCAUCAGGGGAAAUGUGCAUCAUAAUCCUGCUGGAUGCAGUUAAGAAAAGAUUUAGUAUCAGCUGUUUUUCUGAUUUGUGUUUUGUGUGUGUGUGUGUGUGUGUGUGUGUGUGUGUGUGUGUGUGUGUGUGUGUGUGUGUGUGUGUGUGUGUGUGUGCGCGUGUGUGUGUGUGUGUGUGUGUGUGUUCUUUUUCGAGCAGCUGCAGGAUCAAAUGUUUUGUGUAAAAAAGACAAAAAUGCUCUCUAAAAUGUCACAAAGGAUUUAAAAUGUUGGAAAUAAAAAUGUUUGUG
Molecule: messenger RNA, 14606 nt
Organism: Xyrichtys novacula (pearly razorfish)
Lineage: Eukaryota; Metazoa; Chordata; Actinopteri; Labriformes; Labridae
Source: the annotation of a GenBank genome assembly